Messenger RNA from Procambarus clarkii (red swamp crayfish), 1323 nucleotides. NCBI's taxonomy places the organism in Eukaryota, Metazoa, Arthropoda, Malacostraca, Decapoda, Cambaridae. The record is from RefSeq and is a predicted model, not a curated record.
AUGACCCUCACCCUGCACACCCACACGACCCUCACCCUGCACACCCACACGAUCCUCACCCAGCUCACCACUAUGACCCUCACCCUGCACACCUCCACGACCCUCACCCUGCACACCCUCACGACCCUCAUUCAGCACACCCCCACGACCCUCACCCUGCAAAACCCCACGACCCUCACCCUGCACACUCCCACGACCCUCACUUUGCACACCCUCACGACCCUCACCCUGCACUCCCCUAAGACCCUCACGCUGCACACCCUCACGACCCUUACCCUGCAUUCCCCCACGACUCUCACCCAGUACACCCCCACGACCCCUCACUCUGCACAUCCAAACGACCCUCAACCUACACACGCACACGACCCUCACCCAGCACACCCCUUUGACCAUCACCCUGCACACCCCAACGACCCUCAACCUCCACACACCCACGACCCUCACCCUGCACACCCUCACGACCCUCAAUCUGCACACCCCCACGACCCUCAAACAGCAAAACUCCACGACCCCCACCCAGCACACCCCCACGACUCUCACCCAGCACACCCUACGACCCUCAGCCUGGACACACCUACGACCCUCACCCUGCACACCCCCACGACCCUCAACCAGCACACCUCCACGAUCCUCACCAAGCACACCCCCACGACCCCUCACCCUGCAAACCCCGACGACCGUCACCCAGCACACCCCCACGACCCUCACCCUGCACACUCCCACGACCCUCACCCUGCACACCCCCACGACCCUCACCCAGCAUACCCCUACGAACAUCACCCUGCACACCACCACGACCCUUACCCUGCACACCCCAACGACCUUCACCCUGCACACGUCCACGACCCUCAUCCUGCACAUUCCCACGACCCUCAACCUGCACACCACCCACGACCCUCACCUUGCACAACCCCACGACCCUCACCCUGCACACCAUCACGACCUUCACACUGCACACCUUCACGACCCUCACCCUGCACACCACCACGACCCUCACCCAGCACAUCCCAACGACCCUCACCCUGCACAACCUCACGACCCUCACCCUGCACACCAUCACGACCUCCACCCUGCACACCCCCACGACCCUCACUCUGCCCACCCCUACGACCUUCACCCAGCACACCACCACGACCCUCACCUAGCACACCCUCACGACCCUCACCCAGAACACCCCCACGACCCUCACCCAGCACACCCUACGACCCUCACCCUGCACACUUUACGACCCUCAGCCUGCACACCACCACGACCCUUACCCAGGAUACCCCUACGACCCUCACGCAGCACACCUUACGACACUUACCCAGCACACCUCCAUGA